Messenger RNA from Closterium sp. NIES-65, 1836 nucleotides. Lineage: Eukaryota; Viridiplantae; Streptophyta; Zygnematophyceae; Desmidiales; Closteriaceae. The record is from the annotation of a GenBank genome assembly.
AUGGUGGACGCGGAUUCGAAAUCCGGCGAAUCAUUGUCUGAAGUCGAAGGAGUAGCAUCUGACUCUGACGACAGUUGGGCUGCCACCGAUCUGGAAGAGGAUAACGGGGACGCUGUUAGCGAGGAUGUGGAGGAGCAGGAUCGCGAGUUUUCGAGAGUGAAGGAAGUUGGUGCGUUGGAUGUAAACGGCACGAGUGAAGACAAUGAGAGGUCAUUUUGGGAGGUGCAGUUUGAGAACGAUGAGGAAAAUGAGGAUUGUGAUGACGAUCCAGAUCGGAUGAAGCGUUGGUCUAAGAAUGCGACCACGCGAGCAGGGAAGAAGAAGAGGAAGGAAGAGGAGGAAGAAGAGGAGCAAGAGCUUGCGAGCUUACCAUCUGAAGAGGAGGAGGAAGAGGAGGAAGCUGAUGAGGAUGAGGCGCUGAGCGUUCGAGCAAAGCGGGCGUGGAGAAACAUGAAGAGAUGCAGCAACGGCGAUGGGAAGAAAUCUCAAAAGCAGCAGAAACAGCAAGAUAAGAAGCGGAAACGGGCGGCAAAGGCAGCAGCGUGGGUGCGGCCAGUGCAUUUAGAGGGCGAGGAGGUGGAAGAAGAGCGGAUGGCGGAGUGGGAGAGGGAUCUAGCAGCGUGCAACAGAGGGGAGGUGACGCCUCAGCAGCUGGUGGAGAAGAGGGAGAGGCCGCGGGAGCAGGAGCCUGCUCCUGAUAUUCUUAUGCCGCUGCUGCCGUUUCAGAAGGAAUGGCUUGCGUGGAGCCUCAAGCAGGAACAAGGACCCAUUAAGGGCGGCAUCUUAGCGGACGAGAUGGGCAUGGGGAAGACCAUCCAAGCCAUCUCCCUUAUAGUCACCAGCCGUCACCUACAGUCACACGCCCCUGCUGUCACCCCAGUGCUGCCUCAGCCACUGCCACCAUCAACAGCCGCUGCUCCUGCUGAUGUCGCUGCACAAGCCACGGCUGGCGGUCCAGGUUCAUCCGGGGGAGGUGCAUCUGAGGCAGAGAGGCGAGCAGUGAAGGCAACGCUGGUGAUCUGCCCGCUUAUCGCAGUGCUGCAGUGGCGGCAGGAGAUUGCUCGCUUCACGCGCCCAGACAGUGUCAAGGUGCUGGUGUAUCAUGGGCCUAAGAGAGCCAUUAGCGUGAAGGAUUUAGAGGAGUAUGACGUGGUUCUAACCACAUUCUCCAUUGUGGAGGCUGAAAUGCGGGCAGCUGUGUUCCCCUCCAAGGUGCCCUGCCAGUGGUGCCAGAAAAUGUUUUUUCCUGACCGGCUGGAGAUCCACCAAAAGUAUUUCUGCGGGCCAAAUGCGAAGCGGACGGCCAAGCAGGCGAAGCAGCAGAAGAAGCUGCCGAGAAGCUUCAAGGGGUUUGUGGCGAACCCAAUAAUGAAGCAUGGGUACAGGGGCGAUGGCAGGAGAACCGUGCUGCGGCUCAAGCACCGCGUGCAGCUUGGGGUAUCUCAUUGGCCUCCACUCUAUCUCCUUCUGCUUCCCCCUCCCGCUUCCCCCCAGUUCGUGGCGAACCCAAUAAUGAAGCAUGGGUACGGUGGGGAUGGCAGGAGGGCAAUGCUGCUGCUCAAGCACCGCGUGCUCGACCGCGUUCUGCUGCGCCGCACUAAGACUGAACGGGCGGCGGACCUCACUUUGCCACCCAGAACUUCCACGCUGCGCAGAGACCGAUUCGACGCGCGCGAGGAGGAUUUCUAUGAGGCGCUCUACACACAGAGCCAAUCACAGUUCGCCACGUCAGUCCUCACUCAACCACAGCCCAGUCUGCAUGAUAUGCUUGCAAGCUCCGUGCUGUGUGUUGCCCUGUCUGUGUCUCGACGUGUCUCACUUCCCUUCCAUCCGUGA